AACUGGAUGUUGAUGAGCCUCACAUCCGUUUAGGUCGUCUAUAUCUGUACAGUUUCAACGAGGAGACCCCUGCUUCACCCCUGAUUGAGAUCCAAAGAAGAGAAAUGUCUGCAAUCCUGGAUAUGAAAUGGUACAACUUGGAUAAAAACCACUUGGGUGUCAUGUCCCGGUGGCUGGCCAUGCCCUCUUGGGCUUGGCAGAUGCUGGUGGAUCCAUAGAGCUGCUCCGCUUGGUGGGAUCGGAGAAGGGCAGUUGCACACUGCAGCAGUUUUCCAGCCUUGCCCUGGGGGAGCAGUGUCUGGCCUUGUCCCUUGAUUGGUCCACAGGGAAAGCUGGAAGGUAAGGGCUAGGGUUGGUGAGGGGCCCUGAGUCUUUGUCAAUUCCUGUGUUCGCUAGAGAGAAAAAGCCAUCUUAAGUUAGCCUGAUUAUGGCUCCCAAACCCGGGAAUAUCAUUACUGGUGUUAAUCUAUAAAAAAGAAAUAUUGCAGCAUUCUGAAUAAAUGGUGAUAAUGUUUUCAUUGAGAGAAGCUGGCGUUAAAUUUCUCUUGGCAAGCCAUAUGGUAAUUUUGGUCUUUGCCACAUACCCAGGCAAGCCUCUUAAGAGGCCUCGCGUUCAUGUACAAGGCGGAGGACAGCCUCUGCCCUGCCCUGGGGUGUGGUGGGCGAGUGGAUUCGGGUCCCCGGUUUGCCCCUUGGUUCUCUGUGUCUAGGGCCGGCGACCAGCCCUUGAAAAUCGUCAGCAGCGACUCCAAGGGGCAGCUCCACCUCCUGGCGGUGGCGGAGACCGGCCCCGGGCUGCAGGCAGUGGCCGCCUGGACGGCGCAUCGCUUCGAGGCCUGGGUGGCCGCCUUUGAUUACUGGCACCCGGAGACCGUGUACUCAGGUGGGGACGAUGGGCUCCUGAAAGGCUGGGACACCAGGAGCGCGCCUAAUUCACCUCUGUUCGCCAGUGAGAGACACUCCAUGGGUGUGUGCAGCAUCCAGAGUAGUCCACAUCAGGAGCACAUCUUGGCCACGGGAAGCUACGACGAGCACAUUCUGCUGUGGGACACUCGGAACAUGCAGCAGCCGUUUGCAGACACACCGGUGCAGGGUGGAGUGUGGCGGCUGAAGUGGCACCCUUCCCACCCCCACCUGCUGCUGGCAGCGUGCAUGCACGGUGGCUUUAAGAUCCUCGACUGCCACAAGUCAGAAGAGAAGCAGGAGGCGUGCAUAGUCUCAUCCUGCGUGUGGCACUACUCACUGGCAUACGGGGCCGACUGGUCCUGGUUCUCCCUCCGUCCUCAGCUACAGGCCCAUCAGCCAGCCUCUUUAGUGUCCUUUCCCCACAGUGACAUGGGAGUCAGAACAGCAGAUUUGGUCCAUAACUUGAAGACCACAGGCGAGUUACCAGCAGCCUCUCUUGAGCCUGUGGUAGUUGAAGGUGGAGAGGACCUUACCACACAAAUCAGACUUCCGAGUGGAGGCAAGCCAGGAACUUCUUUUCAGCUACUCUCAGAAGACACAAAGAGGAGCAGCAGCAGACCUUAUGUCACAGGGAGUAAGAUCUGUGACCAUGACCUGCAUCUGGAAGGAGCAAACUUUGAAAACAGUGUCUUAGCCACUUGCUCAUUUUAUGAUCAUGUUCUUCAACUCUGGAAGUGGGAAAUGAGCUAAGGAAGAUUCUCUGUCUGAAGUCAUCAAGACACAUUUCCACACACACUCACAUGGCUUUAUCUUGUCUUGAGUGAAUGGCCCUGGGGAGCUUUCUUGUUUCUCAGACCAUGCAUCUCAUGUAGAUUCUGAAUGUAAUCUCUGUAGGUUACUGUAUACAUUUCUGUGCAUCUUUAUGGAAUCUAUAGUGUACAGUCACAAAAAACUGUUGGCUUUUCUUAAACAGAAUUUUCCUGCUGGGCUGUUAAAAACGGACAGUCUGAAUCUGCCUGGCACUAAGGAAUCCUUGCCCUGGGAAGUCAGUCCUUGUCCUGCUCUGACUUGGGCUGUCUUAAAUGUGCACGGGAAGCGACCUGGUUCCUAGUUCUCAAAGCUGGUAGUUUUUCUUGUGUAUUUUGACUUUCAGCUCUUAAAAGUAUUAGGCAACUGUUUGUAUUAAGUGAAAUUUUUUUUUGGGGGGGGGGAGUUACUUUUAACAUCGUUAAGUCUUUUUUUAAAUCAUAUUUCUAAAUUGUAGAAUAUAACAUAUACAUAGAAGUGAUAACUUUCCAAGUGCAAUGUAACCAUUAGGGAGCAAAUUUCAAAGAAUGUUAUGGGUUACAGUUCCAGUUUGUUAUUUCCUUAACAUGAAAUAUAACAUAUGCAAAACGGUAGUAUCUUCCAUAGUAUGAUUUAAUGAGUAGUUAUAUAGGAAAUUCCCAAAAAUGUUAUGAAUUACAGUACCAUAGUUUCAGUUAUCUCCCUAUUGUGAAAUAUAACAUAAAUAGAAAAGGGUGGUAACUUCCAAAUUACAAUUUAACACGUA
Molecule: messenger RNA, 2458 nt
Organism: Choloepus didactylus (southern two-toed sloth)
Lineage: Eukaryota; Metazoa; Chordata; Mammalia; Pilosa; Megalonychidae
Gene: DPH7
Product: diphthamide biosynthesis 7
Exons: 7
Coding region: 616-1656 (346 amino acids)
Molecular function (GO): protein binding
Source: RefSeq, a predicted model, not a curated record